Molecule: messenger RNA, 4008 nt
Organism: Lolium rigidum
Lineage: Eukaryota; Viridiplantae; Streptophyta; Magnoliopsida; Poales; Poaceae
Product: putative disease resistance protein RGA3
Exons: 2
Coding region: 1-4008 (1335 amino acids)
Biological process (GO): defense response to other organism
Molecular function (GO): ADP binding
Source: RefSeq, a predicted model, not a curated record
AUGGCGGCGGCACUUGGCCCGGCGGCGACGCUCCUCGGCAAGGUGUUCACGAUGCUUUCCGCAGCCCCGGUGGCGGCGUACGUGGACAGCCUCGAGCUCGGCCACAACUCCGAGCAGAUCAAGGCCAAGCUCGCGCACACGCGAGGCCUGCUGCACAACGCCCAGGUGAGCGACGCCGGCCACAACCCUGGACUGCAGGACCUGCUGCCGGCGCUGAGCAGGAACGCCGACCAGGCGGAGGACCUGCUGGAUGAGCUCCACUACUUCCAGAUCCAUGACAAGCUCCACGGCACCAGCAUCGCAACCACCCAGCCCAAUUCUCUCCGACAUGGUCGCAAUGCUCUCCGCCACACUACCACUAGCUGGGCCGCGUGCUUUUCUUGCUCGUCUGCACAAGAUGAUGACAGUGAUUCUGCUAGUGCCGAUGAUGCUCAUACCUUACAUUUCCAGCCAGUGACCAUGUCCAGGAAGAUCAAGUCAGUGUUACAGGACAUGCAGACCCAGUGUGAUUCCAUCUCCGAUUUGCUCAGCAGUAUCCCAAGCAGCAGCAUGGCAGUCGCCCUACUACACCGGCCUCAGAUUGGAUCCACAAUUAUGCAAGACACACUGUAUGGUAGGAGAGACACGUUUGAGGAGACGGUCAAUCGUAUCAUCGGCUGCAAACCGACUGUUUCUGUUCUUCCUAUAGUUGGUCCAGGUGGUAUUGGAAAGACAACUUUCACCCAACACCUCUAUAAUGAUGCAAGGCUGUAUAAUGAUACUAGGGCUGAAAAUCACUUUGAAGUCAGGGUCUGGGUAUGUGUAUCGACCGAUUUCGAUGUGCUCAAGCUCACCAGGGAGAUCCUUGGCUGCAUAAUUGCAACUCAAGAAGAAGGAAGCAGCGGUGCUGCAAAUGAAACACUCAAUUUAGACCAGCUUCAGUUAUCCAUAGCGCGUCGUCUCAAGUCCAGGAGAUUUCUAAUUGUCUUGGAUGAUAUAUGGAAAUGUGAUGGAGAGAAUCAGUGGAAAACCUUAUUAGCUCCCUUCACAAAGGGGGAAACCAAAGGAAGCAUGGUACUUGUCACAACUCGAUUCCCCAAGGUAGCAUGCAUGGUGAAAACAGUUGAUCCACUUGAACUGCGAGGUUUGGAGGCUAAUGACUUCUUCACAUUCUUUGAAGCAUGUAUAUUUGGUGAUUUCAAACCUCAGGAUUACGACGACGAGUUAGUUGAUAUUGCAGCAAAAAUUGCAAAUAAGCUAAAGGGCUCCCCGCUAGCAGCGAAAACAGUUGGUAGACUGUUGCGGAGAGACUUUUCUCGGAAACAUUGGGAUGGAGUUCUUAAAAAGCAUGAGUGGCUAAGUAUGGAAAACAAUGAUGAUAUCAUGCCAUGUUUAAAAAUUAGCUACGAUUACCUCCCAUUUGAUCUGAGAAAAUGCUUCUCAUAUUUUGGCCUUUUCCCUGAAGAUCAUAGGUUUGGCAAUUCAGAAAUGAACCACCUUUUUGCUGCAGUUGGCAUCGCAGACUCUACUCACCAAGUUGACAGGAAUUACUUGGAAGAACUAGUGGACAAUGGUUUUCUUAUGAAGGAAGUUGAUUAUCCUGGUCAAAACAAAUAUGUACUGCAUGAUUUAAUGCAUCAGCUAUGUAGGAGUGUUUCUGCACAAGAAUGCCUCAACAUAUGUGACUUUGAUUUCAGAGCUGAUGCCAUCCCACAAUCUGUUCGACACUUAUCUAUCACCAUAGAAGAUGGAUAUGAUGAAAAUUUUGAGGAAGAAAUGUGUAAACUAAGGGGUAGGAUAGACAUUUCUAAUCUGCGGACUUUGAUGAUUUUGAGAAGUUAUAAAAAAAAAUUCAUGAAGCUCUUGAAUGAUAGCUUCAAGGAAAUAAAUAGUCUGCGUGUCCUAUUUAUAGUAGUGAACUCUCCAGAAUCUUUUCCACAUAGGUUUUCAAAACUUAUCCAUCUCCAAUAUCUCAAAAUUAGUUCUCCUUACUCUGAUAGUGAAUUGUGUUUACCUAGUACACUAUCAAGAUUUUAUCACUUGAAAUUCUUAGACCUAGAUAAUUGGCAUGGUUGUUCUAAUUUGCCAGAAGACUUUAGCCAUCUUGAGAAUUUACAUGAUUUCCAUGCUAAAAGUGAGCUUUACUCCAAUAUUCGCAAUGUUGGAAAGAUCAAGCAUCUGCGGAGGUUAAGGGAAUUCUGUGUUAAAAAGGAGAGCAUGGGAUUUGAACUGAGAGAACUUGGGGGAUUGGCAAAUCUCGAAGAAGAGCUGAUUAUAAGUGGUCUUGAACACGUGGAAACCAAGGAGGAAGCUACUGCAGCCAAAUUGGUGUUGAAAAUGAAUCUGAAGGAGUUGACAUUACUCUGGGACAGAGAUCGACGAACUAUAGAUACUGAUAUUCUUGAUUCUCUUCAACCACACUCUAAUCUUAGAGUACUUACAAUUGCAAAUCCUGGUGGUACCAUUUGUCCUAGUUGGUUGUCUCUUGCCAUCUGGUUAGAGACUCUGUGGCUAGAAGGAGUAUCUUGGAGUACCCUUCCACCUUUUGGGAAGAUACCAAAUCUCAAGGUACUCACUUUGAAGAGAAUUUCUGGAAUGCUUCAGUUUGGGCCUCACUGUGGUGGCGCACCAGGUAAAUGUUUUAUGCGCUUGAAGAAAGUUGAGUUUCUUGAGUUGCCAGCACUUGCCAAAUGGGUUGUGGAACCGAAUUGCCAUUCCUUUCCAAGUCUUGAAAUAAUCAGAUGUGUCAAGUGUCCCAAUCUCCAUAUGAUGCCAUUCUCGGAGGUAUCUUGCACCAAUUUGUGCACGCUUAAAGUUUCGGGGUGCCCUAAGAUGUCUCUGCGCUCCAUGCCUCACACCUCCACACUGACAGAUUUGGUUAUUAAUGAAAAGGAAUUGACUUAUGAUGGAAAGAAAUUGGGUGCUAGUGGGUAUGGCGGUGCUUUGGCCUUCAACAAUCUGGAUAAAGUAGAAUAUAUGACUAUUGAAGCUGUCGGAAGAUGCGAUGGUUUGUUCCCUGAAGAGCUGGAUCCAAGUAUUGUCUUCCGUUCAGUUAACAGUCUCAGUUUAGAUGUAUCUCAUCUUACAAGCAAAUCAGCAUCAAAAGUGUUAAAUUGUUUCACAGCUCUUUCUGUGUUGUUGAUAUAUGCACAUUUCGCUGACGAUGACUAUGAGGAAUGUGUAAUGCAGUUCCCCUUAUCCAGCUCACUGCAGGACCUUAGCUUUACAGACUGCAAGGGCCUGGUUCUUGUGCCUGUGGAGAAUGGAGGAGGAAUUCAGGAGGACAGAUCAUCGCUCCAAUCAUUAAAAAUAUACAGUUGCGGUGAAUUCUUCUCUCGGUGGCCCAUGGGAGACGUAGAUGGAGCCCAGACAACCUAUCCUUUCCCUGCUUCCCUGAGGGAACUUCAUGUUUGGGAUGAGCCAAGCAUGAAGUCAAUGGCUCUGCUCUCAAACCUCACGUCUCUCACCAGUCUAAGUCUAACAGAUUGCAGUAACUUAACAGUAGACGGAUUCAAUCCUCUCACAGCAGUAAACCUCAAAAAGCUGGAAGUGCAUAACAGCAACACCGUAGCAGCAGAUCUCCUCUCAGAGGUGGCAAGGACCAAAUUACUGACUGCGGGUUACAUCUCUAGAUUGGAGGAACUCACGGUGGAUGACAUCUCUGGAUUGCUUGUUGGUCCUAUUUGCAACCUCCUUGCCCCGUCCCUCCACACACUCGAAUUCUGGUUUGAUGAGAGGGUGGAAAGCUUCUCGGAAGAGCAAGAGGAAGCCCUGCAGCUACUCACCUCCCUCCAGAAUGUGGACUUUUGCGUGUGUCUGGGUCUGCAGUCCCUCCCUCAAGGGUUACAUCGCCUUUCUUCUCUCAAGCAGUUGUCUGUCCGUUCGUGUCCAAAAAUCCAAUCGAUACCCAUGGAGGGCUUCCCUGUUUCGCUGCGAAAGUUACUGAUAGAUUCUCACCUCCUUGAGAUAAACGAGCAAAUUGAGAGAAUGAAAAGAACAAACCCAGAUUUAUCUGUAGAGUUUGUGUAA